AUGCUACAAAAUGAAUAUAUUGAAAGGGCAAUCUUUAGAAACAAGGAUUAUCUGAAUCCUAAGGUCAACAAUCAAAUCUAGAUCAAGGAAGAAAAGCAUACACUCUAAGAAGAUGCACUUGAUAUGUCAAGCAAGGAAGAAUUCAUGAAGCAGCUUAACUUAGUUGACAUAUCAUUGUCAAGUCCAACUAAUAUGCUGCAGACAAUACCUAUAAACAUUGGACUUAAUCAUAUAUCUGAUCGAAGGUCUAGUGGAGAUCAGCACCCUCCUUUUAGAUAAUAAAAUGAAGAAAUGGAGGAAUCUGAUUAUCUAAUGCUAGAAAAAAUUCAAGGAAAUGUCACCAAUUUCUUAGGGGAUCUGAUAAGAGAAUAAGAAUAAUUUGACUUUAGAAAACCUCAUAUAGCACAAAAUAUAGCUUUAGGGAUAAGCGAAGAGAUCAAACAGUUUAGCAAUCAGCUUUUAGAAAUGAAAAUGAAUCAGCAAAGACAUGAUCUUCCAAAUGGCCAAAAAGCUAUUAACGAUAUGAAUCAAUUUCAAGAGAUUAUCAAUUAAAAGAACAAAAGAUCAGAUGCACACAAGGAUAAAAAUGACUAUAAAGAGUAAAUACUAAAUGAAAAGUUAGAGUGGGUUAGAUUAACUAGAAAGAUAGAGUAUCUCUCAGAUAUAGAUUCACUUACUAUGAACAUAGAGACCAUUCUAAAUUUACCCUUAGAACUAAAACUAUAAGAUCUUAAUGGUCAAGAUUGUACUAGAGAUCCAAAUAAUGAGACCAAUAUUAAGGCAAAAAAACAGAAUCUGGUUUCAGAGAUUGAAAAAUCCGAUGCUAAUAAUCUUUACGAAGGAUAGUAGAUUAAUUCAAAGGAUCAAAUAACACAUAAUCAAGUAAUGCCAGUAAUUAUUCCUACUUAAUCUGUUACUGGAAAUCAUACGCAACCCUCUCAAAACACAGAUCCUUCUCAUUAAUCCUUAAAUUUUGUAGAUCCAACUGAAGUUGUUGAUAUAAAUUUUUAUAGGGAUUUGGCUCCAUCUCAUAGAAAUUUAGCCAAACCAAUUGAUGAUAAAUUACCUUACAUAAUCCAAAGAAUGAAUGCUCUGAGUAAAUGGGAAAUUAGGGACUAGGAGUUAUUAGAAAUGCUUUAUGGGACUGAAUCUUCUUCACUUGGAGAAUCUUCUUCCUCAAUGGAAGAUGAGGCGAAAUAAAGGCAGUCAGACAUAAAAAGAAGAAGCUUCAGAAUGAUUGAUGAUUUUCUAUUUGAUAAAAACAAAAUGAUAGAAGCUGCAUAGAAUCAUAUAGAAGAAAAUUAAGACCUGUAAUCAAGCAGUGUAUUUCACAUUUCUAAUCCCACUCCUGGUUUCAGACUUAGCAGAAAUUUUAUUAAUAGUCCUGUAGAUGAUUCAAGUAAAAAGAGGAGGUAAACUGAUCAUAAUGAAUAAGUAAAAAAUAGAAAAUUCACAAAUAAAAUAGAAGAUAGCUCAUCUACAGAAAGAAGACUCAGCAAAUUUUUUAAAAAUAGAGAGUCUUAUGGUGAUGUGCAGACUUUAAUUGCAUCAUCAUAAAAUGAAGAAAACAUGUUCAAUAUGUAGCCAGAGACGAAUUCUCAUUCAAUAGAGGAUAUCAUCAAUUUAAAUAUCAAAGCAGAUAAGAAAUCUUAAGUUUCAAAAGAUAUGAUCACAAGCAAAUAUACAACCAAUUCAAAGUCAGAAGAUAUUAAUUUACUCAUUACUGAAUGCGAGACCAUUGUUUAAGAGAGAUUGAAGUAGAUUGAAGAUUUAUUAGGAGCAGUCAAAGAAAUAAAUGCAAUUAUUUUGUAGAUUGAGCCAUUAGAAAUCCCAGAGACUGAAAAGAAGAAAAAGAAGAAACCCCUUACCUAGUCACAAUAACAGACAUUAAAGAACAACAAAAGAAUGAAAUUAUAGAUAAUUCAAAAAAUUGAGAAGCAUUUAGAGGAUCUAAUAUCUAUUCUAGAUUAAAAAGCAUAGGAAGCUUAGUAAUCUAUAUCAGAUUUUACUGACCAGAGUGUUUAGAUUCUCAGUACUUAAACUAUAAUAAGAGCUUCGCAAUUGGCAGAGUAAUAGGAUAUUGAUGAGUAAAUUAAAGCAAAAUUUAUUGCAAGGUUAAGAUUCCCAGGUUUAAGCUCUUAGUAAGAAAACAAGAAAGGCUCACUUGAGAGAUAGCUUAAUUAGAACAAGAAUUCUAUCUAUGGCAGAAUAUCUCCUUAAAAAACAAAGAAUACCACAUAGAAUUAAAUAAAUCAAUAGAAAUUAAAAAAUUUGAAUAAGAGCCCAAUGGACCUUUUUGAGAUAUAAGAAGUCUCAAUUAAUGAUGCUCAUCAAAGCAAAUAAUUUGCAUAAUUUGAAAAUUCAGCUGGCAAUAUCAAUCUUAAAGGAAGUGGAAAUUAUAGCAAGCAACUAAAGAACUCAAAUAAAUCAAAUAAGACUGGCAGAAAGAAUUAAGAUAGGAGCAAGUAGGGUGAAGAAGAUAUAUAUCCAAGAAAGGCACCUUUGAAGCACUAUGUUUAUGAUUAUGCUUCUCAAAAAUAAGGAAUGGUGAGAGCUAAAUAAAUCAAUAAAAAGAAUUCAAAAAUAAGCAAAGUUUAGGAUGAAUAGCCAUUCGAUCAUAAUUGGAUUGGCUAAGAUGCUCAAGAUUUCUAUGAUUGA
Molecule: messenger RNA, 2658 nt
Organism: Stylonychia lemnae
Lineage: Eukaryota; Ciliophora; Spirotrichea; Sporadotrichida; Oxytrichidae
Source: the annotation of a GenBank genome assembly